GGCUGCAGCCCUCCCCACCCGGGCCGCGUCUCGUCCGCUUUCCCUGUUGUGCAUUUGGGGGAAGCGGGAAGUCGCCGCCCCCACAGCGCUGCGAGUUGGGCUGGAUUCGAGAGGGGAUAUGCCCUCUCCCCAUCUUGCGUCCAGGUCAGCGCUUACCUAUAGGAUUUAGUGUUAAGCCCUGGGCUGAAGGCGUUACUGACGGGCUCAAAGGAAACUAGUUACAUCGGUUUUGAUCGUAUUCUAAAUAGGCAAUAAAAUCAUAAAUUCUCCAGGCUGACUUAGUACUGGUCUGUGGCCCCACUGAUAAAGUUAUCGUUCGUUUCUCUGCCAGGUGUGUUACAGCACAGAGGGCUGCUUUCAGCCUGAGUACCUUCAGUGGGCUUUCGCCCUUUUCCCUUUGUGAAGAGUAGAGGCUGGCCGUUGGUCCUGGAAACACUUUAUUUUUAGUUGGGUUGACAUUUCACAGGAAAUGCAGUUAUUCCGUAAGUGGAUAAAGGGUUCUCAGUAAUUCAGACUCGCUUGGCUUCUGCCAUGUGCCGGAGGUGACGGCGGUUACAGUGUGUCAGAGCCAGGUGGAGAGGUAAGAUGGUCAGGCCCAGAGAAGGGAGGAGCCCAGGCUGGAAUGUGGCCUUGGGAAGAAGGAAGAGACGGGGUCUGGGAGGGCAUUUCAGAGGACUGAACAACACUAGAGGCGUGAAGCUUGGUGCACCGCUGCCAGGGACUUUCCUAGUCCAGGAGGAAUUGGGGAUGGGGACUGAAGAGAAAGGUGGUGGGAGCCAGACUGUCAGUGCUCCCGGACGCCAGGCGGAGGACAUCAUCCCAGACUUCAGUGCUCCUGGACCCCAGGCUGAGAACUUCAUCCCAGACUUCAGUGCUCCUGGACGCCAGGCGGAGGACUUCAUCUUUACCACGAACGUAGUGAUGGACCACAGAUGUGGACAAAUGUGGCGGGCCCUAGAACAAGGCAUAUAGAGAGUUUUACACUUUCUGGCAUGUCCUCACGGUUUCUGCUUAGACUGGUUUUAUCUCCCUUUCUGUUUUGUUUGUGAUUAGACAUAAAGCAGUCACCUUCAGCAGGUAAUUGAUGGGCUGUCUGCUAUGUAAUGGACUUCCAGGUGGUAGGGCCCAGCCCCGAACCAGACAAGGGACCCCUCCAGGAGCUUCAUUCUAGCAGGAGAAAAUUGAGAAAUAAGCCAGAAAGGUAUCAGGAAACAGUUGUACACAAAAUAAAAACAGGGUGAUGUGAUGUAAGGUACUGGGGGUCAGUGUGGGCGAUAACGGAGGCCUCUGAGGAGGAGGUCUUCAAACUGAGCAGAGAGGAGGGCUGCAGUGGGGACAGCUGCUGUGAGGGCUGGCCUUGAUCUGGGAACAGGGCUGGCACUGCCUUGCCUGGAUCCAAGGGUGUUCCACGGGCUGCCCAGUGACUCCUCGCAAGAGCCUCGUGAAGAAGGCACGAGAGGUGCUAUUGUCCCAUUUCACAGACUGGAACCUGAGGCAUCCUGGAAUAGCCUGUCCUGGUCACACUGACAGAGUGAUAGAGCCAGGAUCUGAAAGCAGGCUGUUGGAGUCCAAAGUUCACGUUCUUGCUCCUGCCACACUGCCUCAGGCUAUUUCUGGUGAUGUGUUCAGUCAGGGUGCAAGCUGACUGUGUGUGUUUGGUAUACGUGUUGUAUGUGUCAGAGAAGCAGAAUUGGCUGAUAUGUUUCGAGUAGGUUUUUUACACGUUCAGCUGGAGAGUGAGACGUUCUGAACUUUGCCUAGAGAAUACCUUUUGGUGGGAGAGCCGAGUAUUUUCUCUCUGACAUUACUCUCAUCACCUGCAGUCAAGUAAAAGCGCUUUAAUGGGAAACAGUAAAAUAGGGGGAAAACUAAGGAGCUACAAGACGAAGAAUGUGAUGAGUGUCUUUCAGAUGCCCUGGCUUUGGCCUAAAUAGGGUGACCAUUCCAGGUGGCGCAUUCUAGUGUAGCCUCUAUUUAAAUGUGGAGUUCUCUCAGUGGAGAGUAAAAGUGCUUCUCCUGUGUGUCUUUGGUUUACAUGGCUCCUGCGACCAAAGGCCCCUCGGUCUCCUCGAGCCGGCCUGGCACUCCGCACGGAGGAUCCAGGAAUGGUGUCAGGGAGCCACAUUCUGCACAGACUUGAUGACGUGGAGGGAGCUGCCUGGAUCACUUCCCCGCAUCAGUUGUGAUGGGAGAGCCGAGGCACUUGAGGGCAGCAUUGCGUCUGGCCCCCUCUGCCUUCCACCCGCAGGGAAGGUUUCCCCAGCGCUCCCAGGGUGAGACUGGAGGAGCGUUGGAUUCAGGAAGAUGCGUGUUCCAGCUCCUGCCCACUGCGGACAUGCUGAUGGGCCAGGACAGCGCUUUAGCCUUUGUGAGCCUCAGUUUUCUUACCUGUGCAUGAGAACAAUAAGACCGACCCCAAGGGUUGCCGAGGAACGAUGUCUUUGCUUUCGUGUCUGGUGUUUCUUAGAGCCACAUUUUACAGAUGAGGAAACUGAGGCCGGCUGCUGCGUGCUCACAGGGUUUGUUGAAGGCCUCACAGCCGCUUAGCACAGGUGGGACUUUAGGCCAGACUUGAGACCGGAGUCUGUUUCUCCUUCACUGGCCUGCCGAGACAGCAGAUGGGGUUGGCGGGGGAGGUGAGUGCGCCCCUGCCAUCUUCUCUAGCUCAGGGGCCAGCAGGCGUCUCAUCUUCUAAAGUAGGAGUGACAACCGGCAGGCCUUGGGUGCUCAGCAGCGCUUUCCUGAAGAGCGGCAGGUCCUGGUGCCGUCUGGUCCCAGGAGUGGGUGGUGGCGUAGUCAGGCUUGGCUUGGCCUGUCCGGAAGCAGAGCUGUGGCGGGACCUCGGACACGUGGCUUCCACUGUGAGACUAGGUCCUUCUUGGUGAAAUGUGGGUAAUGAUGCCCUUCACUUGGGCAUCUGGGAAGUAAGUGGGUGAACAGUGUGACCUCUGGCACCUGGGUUCUCAGGUGAAAUCCUCAGGGCAUCACAGCAGUGUGUGGAAAUAGGAGCAGAUAUGUUCCCUCCACUUGCCAGAUAAGAAACUGGGACGCAGAUGGAUGGACUCCCUGGAGUUGUAGGUAACGUUUUCCUGUUCAUGGGGUGGAGGACCUGGCCCUGAGAGGACAGGACCCUUCUGCUCCUGCCAGACCAGAGACCCAGGACAGGGCGUGGAGCAGACAGGGUGCCUGGGUGGGGGAACUCUGAGGGAUCCACAGAGGAUGUGGUCCCUGGAGGGAGGACGUGCAGUGCCACGUGCCGUAGACCAGCCAGCGGACCCCAUGGCACCAAGGCUGCUCCUGGCGCCAGUGGGGUGGACAGUGCCACCCACGCAGGUGACUGAGGUGCCGGAGUGGGAAUGAAAACGCGGCCUUGCCGGGCCCAUGUGUCUAACGCUGCCCUUCCCCUCCACGGAAGCCUGUGCACCUGCUUCUUUUUCCCGAACAGUUCAUGAUAAAAACACAAAUGGUAUGGACAGAACACUGAAUGUUGAAGAAACCUACUUGACAGUGUUGGUGAAAAUAGGGCCAAGAUUUCACACCCUCGAAUGCUUUUUAUUGAAAAGUAUUUUGUGUUUUUCUCCCAGUUACAGAAUGUCUGAAGGGGACAGUGUGGGAGAAUCCGUCCACGGCAAGCCUUCGGUGGUGUACAGAUUUUUCACAAGACUUGGACAGAUUUAUCAGUCCUGGCUAGACAAGUCCACACCCUACACGGCCGUGCGAUGGGUCGUGACACUGGGCCUGAGCUUUGUCUACAUGAUUCGGGUUUACCUGCUGCAGGGUUGGUACAUUGUGACCUAUGCCUUGGGGAUCUACCAUCUAAAUCUUUUCAUAGCUUUUCUUUCUCCCAAAGUGGAUCCUUCCUUAAUGGAAGACUCAGAUGACGGUCCUUCGCUGCCCACCAAACAGAACGAGGAAUUCCGCCCCUUCAUUCGAAGGCUUCCAGAGUUUAAAUUUUGGCACGCGGCUACCAAGGGCAUCCUUGUGGCUAUGGUCUGUACUUUCUUCGACGCUUUCAACGUCCCGGUGUUCUGGCCGAUCCUGGUGAUGUACUUCAUCAUGCUCUUCUGUAUCACAAUGAAGAGGCAAAUCAAGCACAUGAUUAAGUACCGGUACAUCCCGUUCACACAUGGCAAGAGGAGGUACAGAGGCAAGGAGGACGCCGGCAAGGCUUUUGCCAGCUAGAAGCGGGACUGAGGCUGCCUCACGUGUUGCAAGAACGGUUUUGAGCCAUUGUUAACAAUGCCUUUUUUCUUCACAUAAAGUAGUUGAUUAUGAGGGAGUUGAAUUUUCUUUUUAAAAAGGAGCUUCAAUGAUUUGUAACUGAAAUAUCAGGUUCUUGAAGAAACUGGCACUUAAACCAAAUCGCAUGGAUUUCUUUUUCAGUGACGUUCAAGUGUUUCUCACGGAUGGAAUUCUAGUCAGCUGCAGGCGGGAAGCCAGGCGGGUGGAGCCCAUGGGAGCAAGGGCGAGUGGCCGGUCCCCCCCGGUGCCAGGUGGGCAGGCAGGAGCGAGGCCUGCGAGGGAGGAAUGGGCCGCUCCCCGCCAGCCGCCUUCCCCACCAGCCACAGGUGUGCCAGCCACUCCACAGAGCCCGAGUGAUGAUCUAGCCUGAUUCCUGCGUGUCUGAAAGAGACGUUUUAAAGAUGAUUGUCAAGUAACUGUGUGGGGUUCUAAUGCCAGUUUCCUAAUCCAUCUCCCUGGAGAUGUUUAAAGUUGGCCUCUAUCCUAAUGACUCAAAACUUUGUUCUUAACUACCAUGAUUGCUUUUGAGGGCCCAGAAUUAUAAAUAUAUAUUAUAUUUUAAUUGUUUGAGAUUAUUUUGACACAUUUCUUUGAUAUGUAAAGAGUGUUUGGUUUUUAAUUUAAAUUUGUCCUCAUGCAACCCCCAUGAGGGGCAGCGAAGCUGGCGGCGAGCAGACUGGCUUUGUGGGUUCAGCACUCGGCACCCCACUGUGGGGGGAGAGGCAGAACCCACUUGCACGUCAGCUUUUUUGAUGUGAUAAAAUACUCAACAUCUUACCAAGUGAUUUUUAACUCCACCUUUAUUAAGGUCUUUAUCUAAAACACGACAGUCGCUGGACACAAGAAAGCCCAACUUGCGUUUGGCCUUUCCAAAAGGUGAACCCAUUUUGCCAACAGCAGAACAUCAUAGCUGUGGUCCCAGACAAGACACAGGUGCGAGUGAAGGCCUCUCCUGGGCCCCGGGCUGCUCAGGCUCCUCACUCUGGGCGGCGUGUCCUGUCUUAGAAUUUACACGGUGAAAGAUGAUUGCCUGGAUUUUCUUGUGCCAGUAUUUGCAUAUCCGACGUGGAGCUCCUCUCUUAAGAGGCCACGUUCAAGCUUGUGGGUCCCUGGCCCAGGAUAGCAAGUGCUGCUCCCAGGUGGUACUUCUGGUACUGUGUUGAGACACUUGGAUUCUUAGACUCCAGACAGCAGUGUCUGUCACUUUUCAUACCGUUUUCCUAAUAAGCGCUCAGGCCUAAGAUGUGACAGGAGGUCGCGUGCACUUGGCCAGAGCACAGUGUGAAUCGAAGGACUGGGUGCUGAGGGAUGGAGCCACGGUGGCAUCUGCCCGCCCAGCUGCAGCCCCCAGUGCCUCUCUUGGUGCUCCUCCCAGUUUAGAGGGUCACAGCCUCCCCACCCCAGCCCCUGGUAAGCUGACCUUGACUAUCCCGGGAAUACAGGGUCAUCCUCAUUCCUAAGUCAAACAGCAGAACAUGGUUUGCGGGGGUCUUUGCUGGAAGCCGGUGCUGCUGGCCAGGCCUCGGCCUUGCCGACAGGUCAGUAGGGAAACGUGGCAUACGCCCUGGAGGCAUUUUACACUGCGCUUUAGGAAAUCUCAAGUUCCAUUUUGUUAUUAAUGUGCCCACAUUUUGGUGGAGUUAGUUUAUUAAAGAUGCCUAUGGUGAAGUCUCUGGCACAGGUUAAAUACAAUUUUGAAAACCUGGAAAUGUCAAAUGGAGGCAGGAAAUGGGCUGGGGCCGAGCUGAGGGGCUGAGCACAGCAGUGACGCUGGGUCAGCAGGUUGCCUGCCCAGCGGGCCCCCAGGAGAAGGCUUGGGCGCCCCGGCAGCCCCCCAACCCCCAGGACCUGGCACGUGAGUGCAUUUGGGUCAGGAGGAGAGCUCUGUGUGCAUGUCAGGCCUGAGAUGCAGAUUUCUAUUUUCUGAAACUGGAAGCAGCCUUGAUGUGUUUUGAAGGUGUGUGCCAAAUGCUUCAGACGGAGGUGCUGACCUUGGUUGGCUUCUCUCUGCCCAGCUACUCUGGGGAAGAGCCUGACCGCCUCCGAUGGGGGCCGUGGGACUGCUGUUCUCACCACACUGGCUGAAGCAAACCGCCAGGCCCCGUGCCCCAUCCCAACUCAACAUGCACUCAUUCAGUCCAUUGCCUUAACACAAGCCUGAUGGAACCAUUUUCUCACAAUAUAAAUGAAUAAAGUGUCUUCUGGCCUA
Piliocolobus tephrosceles (Ugandan red Colobus) is the source of this 6451-nucleotide messenger RNA. It is a transcript of the gene RER1, whose product is annotated as retention in endoplasmic reticulum sorting receptor 1. The record is from RefSeq and is a predicted model, not a curated record. Gene Ontology annotation, biological process: protein retention in ER lumen; retrograde vesicle-mediated transport, Golgi to endoplasmic reticulum. The coding region runs from base 3382 to 4182 and encodes 266 amino acids. Lineage: Eukaryota; Metazoa; Chordata; Mammalia; Primates; Cercopithecidae. The transcript has 6 exons. Gene Ontology annotation, cellular component: Golgi membrane.